AUGGCGGUCUCAAUAUUGCAGCGGAAGCGCGACUUUAUCUACCUCGUCUUCUUCCUCGUGCACCUGCCGGUGAUGCUAGCCUUCGACUUGACAGCCUACUACCCAAUCCAAAUCAAGCCCCUCUGGAUGUCGUCGCUCCGCGACUGGUACAUAUCCAAAUAUCGCGACCGCUUCUUCUACAACGCCCCAGCCUGGUUCCCCGUUCUGACCUUCCUUGAACUUGUCUACCACCUCCCUCUCACUCUCUGGGCUAUCCCUGCCUUGCUGCGUAACGAUCCACGCAUUCCUCUCGCUCUGCUAGUCUUCGGUCUAGAGACGAGCUUGACGACGUUGGUUUGCCUCGCGGAGAUGCUGAGUUGGGAGGAGUUGACGUCGGUGCAGAGGGGCGCGCAGGGGCUGGGUGGUAUGUAUGGAGGGUAUCUGGCUGCUGGUAUCUUCAUGUCGCUGGACUGCUAUGCGAGGCUUGAUCAGAUGAUUGCGAAGCAACAUCGAGGAUUGGAGCCGGUGACGAAGAAGAAGUUGUAG
Molecule: messenger RNA, 525 nt
Organism: Alternaria ethzedia
Lineage: Eukaryota; Fungi; Ascomycota; Dothideomycetes; Pleosporales; Pleosporaceae
Exons: 3
Coding region: 1-525 (174 amino acids)
Cellular component (GO): endoplasmic reticulum
Source: RefSeq, a predicted model, not a curated record